GCAAUGAAAGCGAGAUGCGGAGGAUCUCUCCCAAUGAAAUUGAUUAAAAAAUAGUGACGUCUUUAUCGGCGAUCGAGUGGAAUAAAAUACAUGCACAUUAUGGUCUCUUCAUUUCAGCUUUCUUCCCCUAAUUUCUGAUCCUCCCAUCUGUCUGGUUACUCUCACUCAGAUCCAUUCCUUUUUCAUUCCUUCAUUCAUUUCCAUUUCGUUUGAGGGCUUUCUUCUCCAGCUCUCUAACGAUCGACUCUCCAAAAUUCCCACCAAAAUAGUCCUAAACAACUUGUAAAUCAUCAAAAAUAUUUUCAUAUCCCUUCUCCAUUUCACACUUUGCAGAAUCGUUGAAAUUCAUCAACGGAAGCGUAUUGCUUCGGCCCUUUUUCCGGCCCCGAUUUCACAAAAAAUUCAAUUUAGAGAGAAAUUAGGUCGCAUCAGUAUUCUUGCAGACAUAUAAUAUAACAAAAGAAAAAGAAAUUCAAGGCAUAGUGUUUCUUCGAGGAGGAUCACUCUAGGCGAAACGCCAAAAAAUUCAAUCUUAUCUAACGUAAGAGGAGGGAAUUUUCCCGGGCCCUAAUAUUAAUUGGGUGGGGGGUUAUGGUGUUGGUGUGAUCAGAAACAGUUAAGAGAUCAAAUUCGUGAGGGGUUGUGAGUGAUGGAUAUUGCGUCGCAGUUGAAGCGCGGGAUCUCGCGCCAGUUCUCGACCGGGUCGUUGAAGAUGAGCCGGAGAUUCAGUUUCCAGCGGCAGAACUCGCUGGACCCUCGGCGGAACAAUUUCCGGUUCAGCUUCGGGCGGCAGUCGUCGAUGGACCCCAUACGGCGGACUCCAAUGACGGACGACGGCGCCGACGAGGAGCUGACGGUGCCGAGCAACCUCGACAGCACAAUGCAGCUGCUGUUCAUGGCGUGCAAAGGCGACGUGGCUGGGGUGCAGGACAUGCUGGAUGAAGGGGUUGAUGUCAACAGUAUCGAUUUGGAUGGCCGGACGGCGCUCCACAUCGCCGCCUGCGAGGGCCACGUCGAGGUCGCCAAGCUUCUCCUGAGCAGGAAGGCCAACAUUGAUGCGAGGGAUCGAUGGGGCAGCACGGCUGCUGCUGAUGCCAAAUAUUAUGGAAAUGUGGAAGUUUUUAAUAUAUUGAAAGCUCGUGGAGCAAACGUUCCAAAAACCAAAAAGACACCCAUGACGGUUGCAAAUCCUCGUGAAGUUCCAGAGUAUGAGCUCAAUCCAUUGGACAUUCAAAUAAGAAGAGGUGAUGGCAUAUCUAAGGGAUCUUAUCAAGUUGCUAAAUGGAAUGGCACUAAAGUUUCAGUAAAGAUACUCGACAAGGAUGGCCAUACAGACCAUCACUCGAUAAAUGUGUUCAGGCAUGAAUUAACCUUGUUAGAAAAGGUUCGGCAUCCUAACGUGGUUCAGUUUAUUGGUGCUGUCACCCAAAAUAUGCCUAUGAUGAUUGUUUUGGAGUAUCAUUCGAAAGGUGACCUCGCUGGUUACCUUCAAAAGAAAGGUCGCCUAUCCACGUCUAAGGCACUACGGUUUGCUCUUGAAAUUGCCAGGGGCAUGAAUUGUCUUCAUGAGUGCAAGCCCGAACCAAUUAUACACUGCAAUUUAAAGCCAAAAAAUAUUUUGCUGGAUUUUGGAGGGCAGCUGAAGGUUGCAGGGUUCGGUGUUACUAGGUUAUCAGCACAACCACCUGAUAAAGUAAAACUUUUGCAGCCCGAGGCCACAGAUCGUUCAAAUGUGUACAUGGCACCAGAGGUGUACAAGGACGAACCAUUUGACAAAAGUGUUGAUGUGUACUCUUUUGGAGUUAUGCUAUUCGAGAUGAUGGAGGGGUCUCCGCCAUUUUCUUCAAAGUCUCCUGAUGACGCUACCAGGAUGAUUUGCUUAGAAGGAAAGAGACCGCCAUUCAAGUCAAAAUCCAAAUCCUUUCCUCCAGAACUGAAAGAGUUGAUCGAGGAAUGCUGGCAUUCGAGUCCCAGUGUGAGGCCGACAUUCCCUCAGAUCAUAGUGCGAUUAGAUAAAAUUGUGACGACAUGUUCCAAACAAGGAUGGUGGAAAGACACGUUCAAACUCCCAUGGUAUGCUCACACGCCCCUUUUGCUUUCCGUCUCUUGCUCCAGUAAUUAAAAACAAAACUUACACAUGUUGGUUCCUGCAUAGCUUCGUCUUCUCUGAAUUAUACGUGCUGCAACGAGUCAUGUUUCCUUGUGAUGUCGUGCAGGAAAUGAGGGGUGCUCACAGUGUAUCGGAUGGGAGAAUCCAUUAUUUUUCAGCACCUGAGCUUAGAACGAAUCUUGUACAGCACACGCCACGUUCAAAGGAAGUAAUGCGGAUCAUAACCGAGUGAGAAGAACAAGUCAGGGAAAGGACAAAAAUAAGAUAAAGAGCGAUUUGUAUUUACAGAUUUAUAUAUAUGCAUAAUAUUUUUUGUUGCGGUA
This is a messenger RNA of Salvia miltiorrhiza (redroot sage), 2433 nucleotides long. Its product is annotated as integrin-linked protein kinase 1-like. The coding region runs from base 650 to 2122 and encodes 490 amino acids. The transcript is spliced from 11 exons. Gene Ontology annotation, biological process: protein phosphorylation. NCBI's taxonomy places the organism in Eukaryota, Viridiplantae, Streptophyta, Magnoliopsida, Lamiales, Lamiaceae. The record is from RefSeq and is a predicted model, not a curated record. Gene Ontology annotation, molecular function: protein binding; protein kinase activity; ATP binding.